AUGUCGGCCAAUCUUCAAAAGAUCAACGACAUCGAGGCCGAGCUCGCGCGGACGCAGAAAAACAAGGCCACAAUGGCCCACAUCUGCUCCCUCAAAGCCCGUCUGGCGCAGCUUAAGCGGGAGCUUAUCGCCUCCGACUCCAAAAAAGGCGGCGGCAAAGGCGAAGGCUUCGACGUUCAGAAAACCGGCGACGCGCGGAUCGGGUUUAUCGGUUUCCCCUCCGUCGGGAAAUCCACGCUGCUGACGAAGAUGACCUCCACGCGGUCGGAGGUGGGGGCCUACGAGUUCACCACCUUAACCUGCGUUCCGGGCGUCGUGAAUUACCGCGGGGCGAAACUCCAGAUGUUGGAUUUGCCCGGUAUUAUCGAGGGCGCCAAGGAAGGAAAAGGCCGUGGGCGGCAGGUGAUCGCGGUGGCCCGGACUUGCUCGUUAAUUUUGAUCAUCCUUGACGUGGCGAAGCCGCUCCAGCAUAAGCUGAUUAUCGAGCGCGAACUUGACGGGUUCGGGAUCCGGCUCAACACCUCCCCGCCGGAUAUUGUGAUUCGGAAGAAAGAUCGCGGGGGGAUUAGCAUUUCCUCCACCUGCCCCCUCACCCAGCUCGACGAUGAGACGAUUCGGACGAUUCUCGGGGAGUAUCGAAUGUCCAACGCGGAUAUCCUCUUUUCGGGCGAUUACAGCGCCGACGAGCUCAUUGACGUGAUUGAGGGGAAUCGCAUUUAUAUCCCCUGCGUUUACGUUUUGAACAAGAUCGACCAAAUCUCCAUCGAGGAGCUCGACAUCAUCGCGCGGAUUCCGCACAACUGCCCGAUCUCGGCCCAUCAUGGGUGGAAUUUGGACGGGUUGUUGGAGUGCAUUUGGGAGCAUUUGAGCUUUAUUCGCGUCUACACGAAGCCGAAAGGGCAGGUCCCAGAUUACGACGAGCCGGUGAUCUUGAAAAUCAUCCCGCCGCCAAAGAUCGAGAACUUUUGCAAUCGGAUUCACCGCCAGCUGCUGAAGAACUUCAAGUACGCGUGGGUUUGGGGCUCCUCCGUCAAGCACCAACCCCAGCGUGUGGGAAAGGAUCAUCUUUUAGAGGAUGAGGAUGUUGUGCAGCUCGUGAAGAAGAUUUGA
Phytomonas sp. Hart1 is the source of this 1110-nucleotide messenger RNA. NCBI's taxonomy places the organism in Eukaryota, Euglenozoa, Kinetoplastea, Trypanosomatida, Trypanosomatidae. The record is from the annotation of a GenBank genome assembly.